AUGGCGAGUGCCCAGAACUCAGACUCACCUCCAAAAACACCGGAGCGGAGGAUAUCUGCUCAUAGCCUGGCCAGUACGCCCUCCACGCCCUACACUCGCGGGUCCUCGCAAGAGUUUGACUUCAAUGCCUUGGGGCCCGGGGCCGCCGCUGGCAGUGCAGCAGUGCCCACAACACCGCAACAGCGCAGUGCACAUCGCCGCCGCCUUUUGAAACAGUUUCCCACUUCCCUUUCUUCCGCUCUCAAUGAUCCACGCCUGGGCCGCCCCCCUGCGGAUCUCUUCACCCGUGAUUGGGGAGAUGCUUUUCUACCCAGCGCCCCCGUGCCAGCCUCCACGCUGCUCCCCAAAGUCCCAAAGAAGCGCCUUGAAGCCAUCCGUCAGCGACUCACACUGCGGCGAGCCGAUCGACGCAUCAGUGGGGUAGAGCGCGAUCAACCGAAGCGUGGCCAUCGCCGGGCGGCAUCCGUGGCCGCUGGCAUCCCAGAGUACUUUUGCAGCGAGUACUUUGAUCUGAGGAAUCCAGACACCUUUGCCAAGGUACUCCUUCCCAAGGAUGCCAGCCUCUCAAUACGGCAAAAUGCGCGGCAGGUCCAAGAAAAGUACUCGCAUCACCUGGACCAAGUUGAGGUGGAACUGAGUGUGCAAUUGGCACAGCGUGCCGAUCAAAUUUUCACCGCCAUGGAGUCACAGCAGGAUUUGACAGUCAGCGUCAUCAGUGCGCGCAACGGCAUUAUCACCGCCAAGCAGCGCCUCGAGGGCAUCCGCAACAACUCGAUUAACCAUUUGCUGAUCCUUCACCUGUUGCGACGCCGCCGCAACUACGGCACCUUGAUUGACAAACUGUCCGUUCUGGCCGCAGUGGCUUCGAGUCAAAGUGCCGUUCAGCGCCUUCUCGCGGCCAGCGAUUACGUGGGUGCCCUUGAACUCAUCCAGACGACCCAGGAGAUUUUGACCGCAGAGCUUAACGGCGUCCAUGCCAUGCGGCAUAUGGCGUCUCAGCUCGAGGAAAUCAAGGCCCUGGUCUCUCGUGUCGUGGAGACGGACUUUUUGGCCGUGUUGAUGGAGCACGCCAAACUAGAAGAACGCGUGAUCAUGCCGGUGGAGGCUGCGUAUAUUGAGCGUGCACAAGCUCCAACGUUAACAAGUGAUGAACACACCGACACAGGCGCAGAAGCUGACGCCGACACAUCUGCAUCGGAUAGCCCCAAAGGCUUGCCGCUGGACGGAGCCAUCCUCCCGGGUCACGUGGAAAGCCAAGCCGAUUUGCUGCAUCCCCUCAUCAUGGGCCUGCUCCGCCUUCAGCGUUAUGACAUUUUUCAAACCUACUAUGGCAGCCUGGAAACCUAUCUUCGUGCCAUGGUCAAGGAGCUGGUGACACAGCAGCUCGAAUCUUCCAACCGCCCCAAAACCUCGCAAUUGGCUUCCUGGGGCGACUCGCUCCGCGACCUGCCUUUUGAAUUAUGGCUUGGCUUGUUGCGCCACAUAUUUGGCCUGCUUCUGGGGGUCCUGGCGCGCACGCGCGAAAAUUAUGCCGCGCUCCAGCUUAUAUUUCAGCGGUUGGAGCCGCCGCGGACUCGAUCACCGCAUCGUGCAAGCACCUCGCAUGCCAGUCCCGACAAGGUUGAGGACGUAUCCGCUUCUUCUGGUGCCGUUCCCCGUGGGAACGACACCGCCUUGGGGGAUGGUGCCGCGCAGUUUGAGGCACAAGAAGAGGAUUUUGAGUUUCACGACACUGACGCGCUGGCGGAGAGUACACUCGCGCCAGCCGUUGGGGCAACGAGCGCGGAAGUUGCCAAUGACGAUGUCACGCUAGCCGACCUCGGUGAAGUCGGUGCUACAUCCGAGGCGCGCGGGCCGCACAGCGCCUCGUCUCGCCCUACAUCACCCCGCCGCCGGAGCCUUGCAGCUUCGGAUACCUUGGACUGGCAGCGCUUGGACGAGCACAACCUGCAGGUGCUACGCCAGGCGCUCAACGAGGUGCAUGCUCGCGUGUCCAAGCUGGUACAGGCCCGAAUCCGAGAUGGGGCCGAUACCAAUAUCAACAUUGCCAGUUAUCUUCAAUACUUUGAGCUGGUCAACUCCUUUGUCGAUGCGGCAGCACAGCUCACGGGCUGCCGAUGUGCCCUCAUCGGUGCCACUCUGCGCGAUCAGACCAAGCUGUUCCUGGAGCGUUUUCAUAGCAAUCACACAGAGAAGCUCAACAUCAUGCUCAGCAACGAGCAGUGGGUCGCGACCCAUGUGCCCCCGGAAAGUCAGGCGUUGGUGUCGCGUUUGCGUGGCGACACCGCACCGCCAGCCAGCUCUGCCAGUGGCGACCAAGCCCACGCAGAAUUGCUUUUUGUGGAUGAUGUGGGGCACCAUGCUGUUGGCGCUGUUCUCAUGUUUUUGCAGAGCCUCGGCGAGUAUCAACGUUGCACGGAGAACAUGCCAUCACUGGCGCAUGAGGUCUUUGCUCGUCUGGCCGAGCUGCUGCGCACGUUCAACCAGCAAGUACGAAGGCUGGUGCAUGACGCCGAGGCGAUGCAAGUUGCCGGCCUGAAGCGCAUCACAGCCAAGCAGCUGGGAUUGGCUACCGAGACCAUUGACAUCAUCCUCGGGGUCCUGCCGGGCCUUCGCCACUACUAUGAGGCGCACCUGACGGGUGCACGACAGGUGUGUGUGUGUGUGUGUGUGUGUGUGUGUGUGUGUGUGUGUGUGUGUGUGCACAUGUGUGCCAGCCAACUACGUGAGCUGGAUCGGCUGGCAGAGCAGUAUCGGCGUCAUCUUCAGGAUGUGGACAGCAAAUUAGUGGCCAUUAUGCACGACAUUUGGAAUCGUUCAGCGCCGGAAAUGAAGUGGGCCAAAAGCACUGUGACGGAUGGAUGCCGGAGCCUCGUGUCAUCCAUGACCAAGCUGCACAAGGCUUUGAACGCUGUGCUGCCACCCUCUCGUCUGAAGGUGGUGUUUAGCAAGGUCUUGCAAUUAUUCAAUGGCAAGUACAAGGAGGCGGCGGGCAAGCAGGCUACGAGUCGCGACAAGGCAGCCAUGGUGGGCAUUGCCGCGGAUGUUCUGCUGAUUGAAAGUGAGAUGGAGCAGCUAGCCAAUGUGGAGGUACAUCAGGAGCUGCGCGAGGGGCUUGCCCAACUGGGCGUCGUCCUUCCGCCGCGGGUCUAG
Messenger RNA from Monosiga brevicollis MX1, 3153 nucleotides. RefSeq lists its product as uncharacterized. The record is from RefSeq and is a predicted model, not a curated record. The transcript is spliced from 12 exons. Gene Ontology annotation, molecular function: syntaxin binding. Gene Ontology annotation, biological process: retrograde transport, endosome to Golgi; Golgi to vacuole transport. Gene Ontology annotation, cellular component: GARP complex. Bases 1 to 3153 code for a protein of 1050 amino acids. NCBI's taxonomy places the organism in Eukaryota, Choanoflagellata, Craspedida, Salpingoecidae.